Molecule: messenger RNA, 8017 nt
Organism: Mirounga angustirostris (Northern elephant seal)
Lineage: Eukaryota; Metazoa; Chordata; Mammalia; Carnivora; Phocidae
Gene: MCEE
Product: methylmalonyl-CoA epimerase
Exons: 3
Coding region: 94-651 (185 amino acids)
Biological process (GO): L-methylmalonyl-CoA metabolic process
Cellular component (GO): mitochondrion
Molecular function (GO): methylmalonyl-CoA epimerase activity
Source: RefSeq, a predicted model, not a curated record
GUAGGCCCCGCCCCCGGCCGCGUUGACCUGCGCGUCGACUGAGCGCCUUUCCCCGGGAGAAGCACGUCGGGCUUCAGUGGGUCACUUCCCACGAUGGCGCGCGUGUUGAAGGCGGCGGCGGCGGCAGUGGCGGUGGCGGUGGCGGCCGAGAGCGCAGUAGGGCUUUAUUCCAGACUUAAGACUCCAGUUCCAAAAGUAAGAACUUUUUCCACAUCUCAGUCCUCGCUUCAAGUGGCAGGUCCUGUGUGGAACCUGGGUCGACUCAAUCAUGUAGCAAUUGCAGUGCCAGACUUGGAAAAAGCCGCGGCAUUUUAUAAGAAUGUUCUGGGGGCCCAGGUAAGUGAGACGGUCCCUAUUCCUGAGCACGGAGUAUCUGUUGUUUUUGUCAACCUGGGAAACACCAAGAUGGAGCUGCUUCAUCCGUUGGGAAAUGACAGUCCAAUUGCAGCUUUUCUACAGAAAAACAAGGCUGGAGGAAUGCAUCAUAUCUGCAUUGAGGUGGAUGAUAUAAAUGCAGCUGUGAUGGAUUUGAAAGAGAAGAAGAUUCGUAGUCUAAGUGAAGAGGCCAAAAUAGGAGCACAUGGAAAGCCAGUGAUUUUUCUCCAUCCUAAAGACUGUGGUGGUGUUCUUGUGGAAUUGGAGCAAGCUUGAUUUAAUUUGCAAGAAACUUUAAAAAUCCCCACCAAAAUAUACUGAAAAUCCCCAUUGAAUUAUACUCCAGCAUUGAAUCCUGCACUCCUUCCAUCACUUAAGAGUUCACAAUUAAAGGGGCACCUGACUGGCUCAGUCAGUGACUCUUUACCCCAGGGUUGUGAGUUCAAGCCUCACAUUGGGUAUGGAGAUUACUUAAAAAUAAAAUCUUUUAAAAGAAGUUCAAAAUUAAAAACUAAAUUACAGGGGUGCCUGGGUGGCUCUGUCGAUUAAGUUUCUGCCUUCGUCUCAGGUCAUGAUCCCAGGGUCCUGGGAUCAGGCCCCACGUCAGGCUCCCUGCUCAGUGGGGAGUCUGUUUCUCUCUCUCCCUCUGCCCCUCCGCCCGCUUGUGCUCUCUUUCUCUCCCUCUCUCAAAUAAAUGGAUAAAAUCUUUUUUUAAAAAAAACUAAAUUACGGAAAGAGAUUUUUUAAAUUGUACAUAUGUAUAAUAAAUGUCAAUAUAUAUAAUUGACAUAUUUGUUAAUUACUUUGGUUUUUGUCUGAUUUGGAGGAAUCCUUGAUUAUUAAAUACUUAGGGAAUAUUAUUAAAAUUAUAGAAAUAAAUUAUUCUUGUCCAAAAUGGGGUCAUUGACUACAGUAUGUUACUGUGUGAAAGAGUGUAUCUGCACGCGUGCGCAUGUGUAUGUGAGUUGGGGUGGAGUUAGGAAAGGGUGCCUGAUAGCUGCAUAGCUACAUAUUUGGGACAGAGUGCUUUCUGAGGAUGUCAUGGAGAGUUUUUUACACCGACUUUAAGGUUAAGGAGUUUUGACCUCAACGUUUUUGCUCUUCUACAACAAUUCUGUUCACAGGUUCCAUAUGGGCAGGUAUUUUUGGUGCUAGUGCUAGAUAUAUGAAUAAGAAGUUUUGUGGAAAACUUCAUUCAUGAUCUAGUGAGUGCAUAGGUAGCUGAAUUUUUUUUUUUUAAGAUUUUAUUUAUUUAUUUAUUUAUUUGACAGAGAGAGAGACAGCGAGAGAGGGAACACAAACAAAGGGAGUGUAAGAGGGAGAAGCAGGCUUCCCGCGGAGUGAGGAGCCCGAUGUGGGGCUCGAUCCCAGGACCCUGAGAUCAUGACCCGAGCCGAAGGCAGACGCUUAAUGACUGAGCCACCCAGGCGCCCCGGUAGCUGAAUUUUUUUAUUCUUUAUUUAAAUUCAGUUUAGUUAACAUACUGUAUUACUAGUUUCAGGGGUAGAAUUUAGUGAUUCAUCAGUUGCAUAUAACACCCAGUGCUUGUGACAUCAAGUGCCCUCCUUAAUGCCCAUCAUCCAGUUACCCCAUCCCCCCAGCCACAUUCCCUCCAGCAACACUGUUUGUUUCCUAGAGUUCAGCAUCUCUUAUGGUUUGCUUCCCUCUCUAUUUUCAUCUUAUUUUGUUUUUUCUUCACUUCCCAUAUUUUCAUGUUUUGUUUCUUAAAUUCCACGUAUAAGUGAAACCAUAUGAUAAUUGUCUUUCUCUGAUUGAAUUAUUUUGCUUAGCAUAAAACCCUCCAGUUCCAUCCACAUCACUGCAAACGUUAAGAGUUCAUCCUUUUUGAUGGCUGAGUAAUAUUCCAUUGCAUAUAUCUAUACCACAUCUUCUUUUUUUUUUUUUUAAAGAUUUUAUUUAUUUAUUCAUGAGAGAGAGAAACAGAGGGAGAAGCAGGCUCCCAAGGAGCGGGAAGCCUGAUGCGGGACUCGAUCCCAGGACCCUGGGAUCAUGACCUGAGCCGAAGGCAGACGCUUAACCAUCUGAGCCACCCAGGCGCCCUAUACCACAUCUUCUUUAUCCAUUCAUUUGUUGAUGGACAUCUGGGCUCUUUCCAUACUUUGGCUAUUAUGGACAUUGCUGCUAUAAACAUUGGGGUUCAGGUGCCCCUUCAGAUCACUGUUUGUAUCCUUUGGGUAAAUACCUAGUGGUGCAGUCACUGGGUCAUAGGGUAGCUCUAUUUUUAACUUUUUGAGGAACUUCCACACUGUUUUCCAGAGUGGCUGUACCAGCUUGCAUUCCCACCAGCAGUGUAAGAGGGUUCCUCUUUCUUCACAUCCUUGCCAACAUCUCUUGUUUCCUGAGUUGUCAAUUUUAGCCAUUCUGACCAGUGUGAGGUGGUAUCUUACUGUGGUUUUGAGCUGUAUUUCCCUGAUACUGAGUGAUGUUGAACAUUUUUUCAUGUGUCUAUUGGCCAUUUGUAUGUCUUCUUUGGAAAAAUGUGUUUGUUUCUUCUGCCCGUUUCCUGACUGGAUUAUUUGUUUUUUGGCUGUUGAGUUCAGUAAGUUUUUUUAAUAGAUUUUGGAUACUAAACCCCUUAUUAGAUAAGUUAUUUGCAAAUAUCUUCUCCUAUUCUGUAGGUUGCCUCUUAGUUUUAUUGAUUGUUUCCUUUGCUGUGCAGAAGUUUUUUUUUUUAUCUUGAUGAAGUCCCAAUAGUUCAUUUUUGCUUUUGUUUCCCUUGCCUCCAAUGACGUGUCUAGUAAGAAGUUGCUACAGCCGAGGUCAAAGAGGUUGCUGCCUGUGUUCACCUCUAGGGUUUUGAUGGUUUCUUGUCUCACAUUUAGGUCUUUCAUCCCUUUUUAAUUUAUUUUUGGUAUGGUAAGAAAGUGGUCCAGUUUCAUUCUGCAUGUGGCUGUCCAAUUUUCCCAACACCAUUUGUUGAAGAGACUGUCUUUUUCCCACUGGAUAUUCUUUGCUGCUUUGUUAAAGAUUAGUUGACCAUAAAAUUGAGGGUCCAUUUCUGAGUUCUCUGUUCUGUUCCAUUGAUCUAUGUGUCUGUUUUGUGCCAGUACAUACUGUCUUGAUGAUGACAGCUUUGUAAUAGAGCUUGAAGUCUGGAAUCAUGAUGCUUCCAGCUUUGGUUUUCUUUUUCAACAUACCUAUAGUUAUUUGGGGUCUUUUCUGGUUUCAUACAAAUUUUAGGAUUGUUUGUUCCAGUUCUGUGAAAAAUGUUGAUAUUUUGAUAGGGAUUACAUUGAAUGUGUAGAUUGCUUUGGGUAGUACAGACAUUUUAACAUUUAACAAUGUUUGUUCUUCCAAUUCAUGAGCAUGGAAUGUUCUUCCAUUUCUUUUUGUCCUCUUCAAUUUCUUUCAUAAGUGUGCUGUAGUUCUCAGAGUACAUAUCCUUUACGUCUUUGGUUAGGUUUGCUCCUAGGUAUCUUAUAGUUUCUGGUGCAAUUGUAAACAGGAUCGUUUCCUUGAUUUCUCUUUCUUCUGCCUCAUUGUUAGUGUAUAGAAAUGCAACAGAUCUCUGUACAUUGAUUUUAUAUCCUGUGACUUUACUAAAUUCCUGUAUGAGUUCUAGCAAUUUUGGGGUGGAGUCUUUUGGGUUUUCUACAUAGAGGAUCAUGUCAUCUGAAAAUAGAGUUUGACUUCUUUGCCGAUUUGGAUGCCUUUUAUUUCUUUUUGUUGUCUAAUUGCUGAGGCUAGGACUUCUAGUACUAUGUUGAACAACAGUGGUGAGAGGAAAUCCCUGUCGUGUUCCUGACCUUAGGGGAAAACCUCUCAGUUUUUCCCAUUGAGGAAGAUAUUCGCUGUGGGUUUUUCAUAUAUGGCUUUUGUGAUAUUGAGGUAUGUUCCCUCUAUCCCUACAUGGCGGGGAGUUUUUAUCAAGAAAGGAUACUGUAGGGUCCCCUGGGUGGCCCAGUUGGUUAAGCAUCUGCCUUCAGCUCAGGUCAUGAUCCCAGGGUCCUGGGAUUGAGCCCUGCAUCAGACUCCCUGCUCAAUGAGGCAUCUGCUUCUCCUUCUCCUUAUCCCUCUGCCCCUCCCUUCCACUUGUGCUCUCUCUCAUGCACUUGCUCUCUCAAAUAAAUAAAAUCUUUUAAAAAAGGAAAGGAUGCUGUUAUUUUGUUAAAUGCUAUUUCUACAUCUAUCGAGAGGCUCAUAUGGUUCUUGUUCUUUCUUUUAUUAAUGUGGUGUAUCACAUUGAUUGAUUUGUGGAUGUUGAACCACCCUUGCAGCCCAGAAAUAAAUCCCACUUGGUUAUGGUGAAUAAUCCUUUUAAUGUACUGUUGGAUCCUAUUAGCUAAUAUCUUAUUGAGAAUUUUUACAACCAUGUUCAUAAGGGACAUUGGUCUGCAAUUCUCCUUUUUAGUGGGAUCUUUGUCUGGUUUUGGGAUCAAGGUAAUGCUGGCCUCAUAGAAUGAGUUUGGAAGUUAUCCUUCCAUUUCUAUUUUUGGAACAGUUUCAGAAGAAUAGGUAUUAAUUCUUCUUAAAUGUUUGGUAGAAUUCCCCUGGGAAGCCAUCCUGCCCUGGAAUCUUGUUUGUUAGGAGAUUUUUUAUUACUGCUUCAAUUUCUUUGCUGGUUAUGGGUCUGUUCAGGUUUUCUAUUUCUUCCUGUUUUAAUUUGGGUAGUUUAUGCAUGUCUAGGAAGGCAUCUAUUUCUUCCAGAUUGCCUAAUUUGUUGUUAUAUAAUUGCUCAUAAUAUUCUCUUAUAAUAUUUCCUAUUUCUUCAGUGUUGGUUGUGAUCUCUUCUCUUUGUGAUUUUAUUUAUUUGGGUCCUUUCUCUUUUCUUUUUGUUAAGUCUGGCUAGGGGUUUAUAGGUCUUAUUAAUUCUUUCAAAGAACCAGCUUCUAGUUUCAUUGAUCUGUUCUAUUGGUUUUUAAAAUUUCUAUAUCAUUGAUUUCUGCUUUAAUCUUUAUUAUUUCUCUUCAGCUGGAUUUAGGCUUUAUAGCUCCUUUAGGUAUAAAGUUUGGUUGUGUAUUUUAGACUUUUCUUGUUUCUUAAUAAAGGCCUAUAUUGCAAUAUACUUCCCUCUUAGGACUGCCUUUGUUGCAUCCCAAAGGUUCUGAACUGUCGUAUUUUCAUUUUCAUUUGCUUCCGUGUAUUUUUAAAUUCUUCCUUAAUUUCCUGGUUGACCCAUUUAUUCUUUAGUAGGAUGCUCUUUAACCUCCUUCCAAAUUUUUUCUUGUAGUUGGCUUCAAGUUUCAAAGCAUUGUGGUCUGAAAAUAUGCAGGGAAUGAUCUCAUUCUUUUGGUACUGGUUGAGACCUGAUUUGUGACCCAGUAUGUGAUGUGUUCUGGAGACUGUUCCACGUGCACUCAUGAAGAAUGUGUAUUCUGCUGCUUUAGGAUGCAGUACUCUGAAUAUAUCUGUUAAGUCCAUCUGGUCCAGUGUGUCAUUCAAAGCCCUUGUUUUCCUUGUUGGUCUUCUGCUUAGAUGAUGUGUCCAUUGCUGUGAGUGGGGUGUUAAAGUCCCCUACUCUUAUUGUUAUCAAUGAGUUUUUUAAUUUUGUUAUUAAUUGGUUUAUAUAUUUAGCUGCUCCCAAGUUAGGUGCAUAAAUAUUUACAAUUGUUAGAUCUUCUUGUUGGAAGACUCUUUUAUUAUGAUAUAGUGUCCUUCUACAUUCCUUAUUACAGUAUUUGGUUUCAAAUCUAGUUCAUCUGAUACAAGGAUUGAUACUCCAUCUUUCUUUUGAUGUCCAUUGGCAUGAUAAUGGUUCUCCAUCCCCUCAUUUUCAAUCUGGAGGUGUCUCUUUGUCUAAAAUGAGUCUCUUGUAAAAUUGAUGUGUCUUGUUUUGCUAUCCAUUCUGAUACCCUCUGUCUUUCGAUUGGAGCUUUUCGUUCAUUUACAUUCAGAGUAAUUACUGAAAGAUAUGAAUUUAGUGCCAUUGUAUUACCUGUAAGGUUGCUGUUCCUGUAGAUUAUCUCUGUUCCUUUCUGGUCUUUGUUACUUUUCAUCUCUCUCUUCACUCAAAGGAUCCCCUUUAAUAUUUCUUGCAUGGCUCCAUUAGUGUUCACAAAUUCCUUUAGUUUGUGUUUGUCCUCGAAACUCUUUAUCUCUCCUUCUAUUCUGAAUUACAGCCUCGCUGGAUAAAGUAUUCCUGGCUGCAUAUUUUUCCCAUUUAGCAUGCUGAAUAUAUCAUGCUAGUCCUUUCUGACAUGCCAGGUCUCUGUGGACAGGUCUGCUAACAGCCUUAUGUGUCUACUCUUGUAGGUUAAGAACCCUUUGUCCCGAGCUGCUUUCAGGAUUUUCUCUUUAUCUUUGAAAUUUGCAAGUGUCACUAUUAUAUGUUGAAGUGUUGACCUAUUUUUAUUGAUUUUGAGGGGGGUUCUCUGUGCCUCCUGGACUUGAAUGCCUGUUUUCUUCCCCAGAUUAGGGAAGUUAUCAGUUAUAAUUUGUUAAAAUAGACCUUCUGUCCCUGUCUCCCUCUUCAACUUCUGGGACCCCUAUUAUCUGGAUAUUAUUUCACUUUAUGGAAUCGCUGAGUUCUCUAAGUCUCCCUUCAUGAUCCUGUAGUUUCUCUCUUCCUUUCAGCUUCCUUAUUUUCCAUCAUUUUAUCUUUAUCACUGACUCUUCUGCCUCAUUUAUCCUCACUCUUAAAGCCCCAUUUGGGACUGCAUCUCAGUAAUAGCAUUUUUAAUUUCAGCCUGACUAGAUUUUAGUUCUUUUAUUUCUACAGGAAGGGAUUCUCUAGUGUCUUCUAUGCUUUUUUCAACCCCAGCUAGUAUCUUUAUAAUUGUUGUUUUAAAUUCUAGCUCAGACAUCUUACUUAUAUCCAUAUUAAUUUUAUCCUUGGCAGUGAGUUUCUUUUGGAGUGAAUUUCUCUGUCUCAUCAUUUUGUCCAGAAAAGAAUAGAAGAGAGAAAGAGAAAAUACAACAAUAACCACAAUGACAGCAGAAACAAAACAAAACAAACCAGAAAAACAAAACAAAACAAAACAAGAAACAAAACAGAACAAAACAAAAAACUAGAUCCUAGGUGUGUUUUGGUCUGCUUGUUAAAAGAAACUAGAUCCCAAAAUAAGAAAGAAAAACUUAUAUAUAUACAAAAAUUAAGAAAAUAAGAUAAAAUACAAUGAAAGGAAACAAUAAAACAAUAUGUAUAUAUAAUGUAUAUAAAAAUAAAAAUUCAAAAGAAUUGAAAAAAUAAGGAAAUAACUGAAAAAAUAAUACUGAAAGACUUAAGAAUAAAAAGCCCAUGGGUGCUAUAUACUGUUGUCCCCAAGACCUGAAGCUUUGCUAUUAUUAUUAUCAGUAUACUUGGUGCAGGCCAGUUGUUCCUGCUGGUCUUCUCAGGGAGGGGCCUGUUGUGCUGAUUCUUUGGUGCCCUUACCCUGGUGGAAUUUUGCCUCCCUUGCCGGGGGUGGGGGUGGGAGGGGGGGGGUGAAGAGGACGGGCUCAGUGUAAGCAGCUCCAGAUUCUACUAUAUGGUGCUCUUUUGCUCCCUGAAGUCUUUCAGCACUGAUGGGUGGGAUGAAAAUGGUGGUGCCCCUGUCUCUAGCCCUGAAGCUGAAAGUUCAUGGCCUCCACUCUUCAGGGAACCCUCACAGAAAAGCAGUCAAUCACUCUUGUCUCCCUGGUUUCCAUCUGAACUCUGUGUUCACCCAGGCUGUGACCAAGCAUUUUUAUCUCGGGCACAAGA